Messenger RNA from Rhizophagus irregularis DAOM 181602=DAOM 197198, 256 nucleotides. The record is from RefSeq and is a predicted model, not a curated record. NCBI's taxonomy places the organism in Eukaryota, Fungi, Glomeromycota, Glomeromycetes, Glomerales, Glomeraceae.
AUGAAUAUUGAUCAUGGAAAUGAUAACAGUUUUACCGUUUUACUGAUCUUUGAUUUAAUAAUUAAAGACGCAACUCAAUAUAUUUACAACAGGAUUUGGGGUCCUAUAUUUCCUAAUGGAGAAGAAUUGCUAAAAGAAAUCUUAACAAGGAUUAAAUCACACCAAUUUCACGCAAUUUGCCUUACAAAAGGUAACUUAGGCAGGCCUCGCCUCGACGAUGACAAAUAUCUGGUUCUGAAAUGACAAUCGACAAUCG